UUAGUACGUCACGGGUGGCGUCUCUUCCUCCCCGGCGAUCUGUCGACGACUUUUCGUUUAGUAGCUGUGUUGUAUAGAAGAUGGCGUCAGCUCCCCCGCCUGUGAUUUCAAACUCUUCUAACAGCAACGAAGGCAUUCUUAUAGGGGAUAAGGUGUAUUCGGAGGUCUACCUCACUAUUGAUAAUUCUCUUAUCCCGGAGGAGCGGCUUUCGCCUACCCCAUCUAUGCUGGAUGGCCUCGACCUCCAUACCGAAACUGACCUGCGAAUCCUUGGCUGCGAGUUGAUUCAGUCGGCCGGUAUCCUGCUGCGAUUACCGCAGGUGGCAAUGGCUACUGGACAGGUUCUUUUUCAUCGAUUUUUCUACUCUAAAUCUUUUGUCAAACACAGCUUUGAGAUUGUUGCCAUGGCUUGUGUCAAUCUUGCAUCCAAAAUAGAAGAAGCACCAAGGCGUAUAAGAGAUGUAAUAAACGUUUUUCAUCAUCUUCGGCAGUUAAGAGGAAAAAGGACAGCAACCCCAUUGAUACUUGAUCAGAGCUACAUUAAUACCAAAAAUCAAGUAAUAAAAGCUGAGAGAAGAGUUCUGAAGGAACUGGGUUUCUGCGUUCAUGUCAAGCAUCCACAUAAGAUUAUAGUGAUGUAUCUUCAAGUUCUCGAGUGUGAGAAAAAUCAAACUCUUGUUCAAACAGCAUGGAACUACAUGAAUGACACUCUUCGAACAAAUGUGUUUGUAAGAUUUGAGGCAGAAACAAUUGCUUGUGCUUGCAUAUACCUUGCAGCAAGAGCUCUUCAGAUUCCCCUCCCAACAAGGCCGCAUUGGUAUCUGUUGUUUGGAGCUACUGAAGAUGAAAUUAAAGAGAUUUGCAUUACCACCUUAAAGCUAUACACUAGAAAGAAACCAAAUUAUGAACUUCUUGAAAAAGAGGUUGAAAAGAGGAAAGUUGCCCUUCAGGAAGCAAAGCUGAAAGCAAAAGGCCUAAACCCUGAUGGAACUCCUGCUUUGUCAAACCUGGGCGGAUUUUCUCCUGGGUCUAAACCAUCUUCUCCCAGAGAGGUUAAAACAGAUGAAAAAUCCCCAUGUGUGCAGAAUGUCAAAACAAUAAAAAAGGAGCCUGAAGAAAGACAGAAAAGCUCCAAAAGUCCUCAUAAUGGUCUUAGAAAAGAAAGCAAAAGAAGUCAGAAUAGCCGAAGCAUGAGUAGAUCUCGAUCAAGAACAAGAUCAAGAUCUCGUUCUAGAUCACCAAGGAGACACUACAAUAACAGAAGAAGUCGUUCUGGAACAUACAGUUCUCGUUCUCGAAGUAGGUCCCACAGCAGAAGUAUAACGCCUCGUCGUCACUUGAACCAUGCCUCUCCUCAUCUCAAAUCAAAACACCGAAAUGAUGAUUUAAAAUCUGCAAGCAGACACGGUCAUAAAAGGAAGAAGUCCCGAAGCCGCUCGCGAUCUCGGAGCAAAUCAAGAGACCGUUCAGACAGUAAAAAGCACAAGCAUGAAAGAGGACACCACAGAGAAAGAAGAGAGCGAUCAAGGUCCUAUGAUCGCACACAUAAAAACAAACAUCAUAGCAGUCAUUCAGGCCACAGCAGGCAUAGGCGCUGAAUGGUUUGUUUGGAGGAAGUUGUUAAUAUAGGCAAAGAACUUCACAUUUUUCAUUGUAAAAAUGUUUUUUGCAGUAAUGACAUGCUUUGAUUUAUAAAAGCAAAAUUUCUAUGUUGUGUUCAGGAAAUGUUAAAAGUUUUGCACAGUUGAAUUGGUUAAUACCAGAAAAGUAUAACGUUUGUCUGUAAAGAUGUAGUGUACAGAUAUAAAAAAGGUUUCUGUAGAAGUAUAUCUUAUUUUUUUACAGCUGAAUGCAGGCAUUUAAACCCAUUAUUUGUUAGAAAUGUGGUGAAAUAGUUACACUGGUUUUAAAGUCUGCACGUGUUACUGUCCCAAUUUUUACAAAAAUAAAAAUUGACAUGACUUGAGGGUAUAUUGUUUUGAUGCGAGUAAGAAAUCACAAUAAAGUGUUUAUUUUUAAAAUA
Molecule: messenger RNA, 2023 nt
Organism: Polypterus senegalus (gray bichir)
Lineage: Eukaryota; Metazoa; Chordata; Cladistia; Polypteriformes; Polypteridae
Gene: ccnl1a
Product: cyclin L1a
Exons: 11
Coding region: 81-1598 (505 amino acids)
Biological process (GO): regulation of transcription by RNA polymerase II
Cellular component (GO): nucleus
Molecular function (GO): cyclin-dependent protein serine/threonine kinase regulator activity
Source: RefSeq, a predicted model, not a curated record